Sphenostylis stenocarpa is the source of this 1338-nucleotide messenger RNA. The record is from the annotation of a GenBank genome assembly. NCBI's taxonomy places the organism in Eukaryota, Viridiplantae, Streptophyta, Magnoliopsida, Fabales, Fabaceae.
AUGAAAGUGGUUCAAGUUUUCAACAUAGCACCAAUUUCAGAAUCAAAAGAGUUAUCAACUCAAACAACGAUUCCCCUCACCUUCUUUGACAUACUAUGGUUAAGGUUACCACCUGUUCAACGCGUCUUCUUCUAUCAAUUCCCUCAUCCAGCUCCUCUCUUCUUUCACACCCUCCUUCCCAAUCUCAAACACUCUCUCUCUCUUGCACUUGGCCACUUUUUCCCACUUGCUGGACACCUCAUUUGGCCCCUUCACUCCCACAAACCUAUCAUCAGUUGCAAAACCGGUGAAACUGUUUCCCUCACUGUAGCUGAAUCUGAGGCUGAUUUCAACCAUCUAGCGGGCACAGAUCUUUCUGAAGCUAGCGAAAUCGACCAACUUUUACCCCAUUUGACCAUAUCCCAUGAUCAAGCUAAUGUUUUAGCUUUGCAAGUUACUCUAUUUCCAAACUCUGGAUUUUCCAUAGGAAUAAUCUCACACCAUGCUGUUCUAGAUGGCAAGACUUCAACAUCAUUUAUCAAAUGUUGGGCUUAUCUUUGUAGAGAAUCAGCCUCUUCUUUGCCACCUGAACUGAGUCCUUUUUUGGACAGAGAAGGAGUGAAGGACCCCAAUGACCUAGGAGCAAGAUAUGCCAGUGAUUGGUUAAACCAGGAUGGGCCCAACAACAGAAGCCUCGAAGUUUGGGAUCUGCAACUCCCAGAAGAUGCAACUAGAGGCCUUUUUCAUCUCUCUCGUUCGGAUAUUGAAAAGCUAAAGCAGAUUGUGUUGUCCAAGAAGACAUGGAACAACAGCAACCUUCGCUUGUCAACGUUUGUGUUAUCCAUUGCUUAUGCUUGGGUCUGCAGGGUGAGGGCAGAGGAAACAAAAAACAGAAAAGUUAUUUUGGCUUUAAACGUUGAUUGUAGGGCACGUUUGGAGCCACCAGUUCCUGCAACGUAUUUUGGGAACUAUGUGGGGGCGAGGCUUGCAAUUGUUGAAACAAAAGAGAUAUUGGGGGAGGAUGGACUAAUUGUAGCAGUGGAUAGUGUGAAUGAGAGUUUGGAAAAUCUGAAAGAGGGAGCGCUGAGUGGGGCAGAAAAUUGGUCAAAGUGGUUGCUUGACGGUUUCCGAGAUGAUGUGAGGAUAAUUGGCGUUGCUGGAUCACCAAGGUUUGAUGUUUAUGGCAAUGACUUUGGUUGGGGAAGACCAAAGAAGGUUGAGAUGGCUUCAAUAGACAGAACUGGGGCAUUUUGUUUGUCAGAUAGCAGAAGUGGUGAUGGAAUUGAGAUAGGUUUCGUGUCCAGCAAAGAAGCGAUGGAGACCUUUGCUUCUCUCUUUCUCAAUGGCCUCCAAUCUUGA